GGGAAUCGGCCUCGAAGGAAGACAGCCAAUGCUUCAGGAGCAGAAAGGAGGCUGGAUGGUUACGUCAUUGGCCCGGGCAGGGCUGAAACCUAUCUGCCGGGCUCCGGGCCUUGGGGCUCCGGAGCGUGGAUGGCUGAGUCGGAUCCUGGGGACAGAAACUAUGACAACAUGUUGAAGAUGCUGUCCGACCUAAACAAGGACCUGGAAAAGCUGCUGGAGGAGAUGGAGAAGAUAUCCGUUCAGGCGACCUGGAUGGCCUAUGACAUGGUGGUGAUGCGCACCAACCCAGCCUUGGCAGAUUCCAUGCGGCGCCUGGAAGACGCCUUCUUGAACUGCAAGGAGGAGAUGGAGAAGAACUGGCAAGAGCUGCUGAAUGAGACCAAGCCCAAGCAAUAGGUCGCCCCUCCACGGCCCUCCCUCAGCCUCCAGGGUCCAGACGCCUCUCAGGAGUGUUGGGCCCUCGUUGGCGCCCGUAGAUAGAUGUACAUACCUAAGUGCUCACUGCCCAAUGAAGGUAUUUUCAAGCACA
Messenger RNA from Monodelphis domestica (gray short-tailed opossum), 529 nucleotides. RefSeq names its product synaptonemal complex central element protein 3 (gene SYCE3). NCBI's taxonomy places the organism in Eukaryota, Metazoa, Chordata, Mammalia, Didelphimorphia, Didelphidae. Gene Ontology annotation, cellular component: central element. Gene Ontology annotation, biological process: reciprocal meiotic recombination; spermatogenesis; synaptonemal complex assembly. The record is from RefSeq and is a predicted model, not a curated record.